AAAAAUUGAAAUCCGAAAACAAAUAACGAAAUUACUAAACUCUUUGCGUCCGUCAGUGAGGACGAUACUGUAGCUAACAGUUGCAACUAAUUUGUUUGAAAGUGCUUUAAACAUCGAUGAAAAUCCGAUCAUCGUCCACCAGCAUUUGCAAUCUGACGCUGUCUGCACUUUGUUUCAUUGAUUUAAACUAUUUCUGAUGGAACUGCAUACGAACUCUGCAAAUGAUUCGAACGUGGUGGCGGUGGAUUCGGUGCGUGUGUGCGAACUGCCGCCGUCCACCGUGGAAUUCACGACACGCCAGAAGAUCCCGCGCCCUCCCAACGCCUUCAUGAUAUUCGCCAACGAAUGGCGCAAGAAACUUGCAGUCAACUACCCGCGCGAGAGCAACAAGGACAUCAGUGUUCGGCUCGGUGCGAUGUGGAAAUCAAUGACCAAGGCAGACAAGGACCAGUACUUCGCCCAAGCUAGGCAAGUGGACGCUGAACACAAGCGGAAGUACCCGAACUAUGUGUACAACCCGAAGGAGGCGCGGCUACGCAAGGCGAUGCGCGAGCAGUCGCGGGAGACACGGCUGACGUCCGGUCGCGGGGGCGGCGCCGGCCGAGCCGCGGGGUGGGCUGCCGCCGCCCGCCAGAGGGGCGCCCCCGGCGUGCCCAUGCAGUCUUGCAAGCUCGAGUGUCCAGACGAGCUGCGGAAAUCUGUGCGGGAACAGGUGGAGCAGGGUCUGCUCAGUGGCUACACAGAGCAGUUCCUCGACUUUGAGACCAUCACACCAUACCCUGUGGGCAUUGUGGGCAUGCCGGACUACAAUUUCUUUCCAGAAUUUAGUGGCCAUAUGUGGUACAACCAGAUGCAACAGGGAUCUCAACAUGGAGGAGCAAACUAUUUGAGGCAAUCAGAUGACAAACUCCAGCCAUUUGGGGCCUGGAAUGUGUGUGGUAAUGACAGCCGAGGCCACCAAGGUUCAUCAGUGAUGGUCCGGCAGACAGUGUUAGGUGGCACAAACCAAUUUGGACUAGCUCAAAAUGGAACUUGUGCUGGUCAGAAUGCUGGACGCAUAGGUUCUGCACAGCUGCAACACUCUGGGCUGUUCCAGAAAAUGGAAAACUCUCAGAGAGAAGACUGUGUGCGAGUAAGUACACCUGUGCAUGCUGGAUCUCAGCAGAAGCAGCUGCAUCAGCAACAUCAGAUUGCUCAGAGACAGCAGCAGCAGCAACAACAACAACAGCAGCAGCAACAACAGCAACAAGCCCAUCAUCAACAACAACAACAACAACAACAACAACAACAGGUCCCAAAGCAGGCCAACAGCAAGAAGCAACAGGGAUCAAAUAUGGCUGUUUCUGUGACUUCUGGUGGAAGUACAUGCACCACAGCUGUCACUUCAACUACUCCAGUUGACACUAAACCAUUACCUGCUUUUGAGCAGGCAUUUGGGUCUACUGAGAUUGGCCGUUUCUCACAUGAGGGUUUUUUUAGUAGCAUGCAACAGCAACUUCAGCAGCAGCAGCAACAACAACAACAACAACAACAACAACAACAGCAACAACAGCAGCAGCACCAGCAACAGCAGCAGCAACAACUUCUGCAUCAACAGCAACACCAGCAACAGGUUGAUGAAACUGAGUCACUCUUCACCAACAAGACAUCAUCCUUGUCUGCUCCACUGCAUGAUGACUAUAAUGGGCUGCCUCCUUUCACCUUUUCCCCUCCACCUGCACCUCCAACAAAUGAGAAACUGGAAGCAACUGACAUGCUGCUCUCUCCUUCUAAUUGGCCAAGCCUCUUUUACUACACAUCUGGAGGAAUUGAUCCUUGGACCAGCAGACCAGCUAAUACUUAUUUUGAUUAUGGAAUACCAAAUCCUGGAUUGACAUGUAGUGGUGACAAUUCUUUUGUGUUAGGGCCUGAUACAAACACUCCAGAUGCAUUACAACCUUUGUUGUGUCAACAGGAAAACAGUGCUAAACACAGUGACAAUAUGGAUAAACAUGAUGUGGUGAUCCCAGGGCUUAAAUUGAAGGAGCACACAGUAAUAUCAGAAAAUGAUAGAAUAUGUGUCAUCAAGGAAUCUGACACAACAUCUGUUGACAACAGUGACCUGCCUCUACUGUGAGAAACUUCAGAUCGAAAUGUUUUUUUUUUUUCGACAAUGAUAUAGUCUACAAACAGUUUCAUAGCUCUUGCAAAACACUUAGAAUGUUAAUCAGAGGAAAGUGUGCUUCAGAGCUGUAACAGAAAAUAAAGAUACUUGUGGCUAAGAAAAAAGUAAGUUUUCUGUAGAUGAUUAUAAAAAUUUGUGUGAAACUAUACUGUAAUAACAAAAUUCCAAAUUCAUAAUGCUUUGUUAGUUGUCACAUCAAAUAUUUUACUAUAAUAAAGCCAUCUUCCUAUGAGAAUACAUUUA
Molecule: messenger RNA, 2407 nt
Organism: Schistocerca gregaria
Lineage: Eukaryota; Metazoa; Arthropoda; Insecta; Orthoptera; Acrididae
Product: probable basic-leucine zipper transcription factor N
Exons: 9
Coding region: 197-2116 (639 amino acids)
Biological process (GO): negative regulation of transcription by RNA polymerase II; anatomical structure morphogenesis; cell differentiation
Molecular function (GO): DNA-binding transcription factor activity, RNA polymerase II-specific; RNA polymerase II cis-regulatory region sequence-specific DNA binding
Source: RefSeq, a predicted model, not a curated record